This is a messenger RNA of Stereum hirsutum FP-91666 SS1, 807 nucleotides long. RefSeq lists its product as uncharacterized. The transcript has 15 exons. The record is from RefSeq and is a predicted model, not a curated record. NCBI's taxonomy places the organism in Eukaryota, Fungi, Basidiomycota, Agaricomycetes, Russulales, Stereaceae. Bases 1 to 807 code for a protein of 268 amino acids.
AUGCCCUCCGUGCAGGCCAUAUACCUUCCCCCGCUUACCGGAGCCGUUCUUAUUGGCGUAUUUAUAUCAUGCAUCCUCUAUGGUAUCACUGUGUUACAGACGUGGAUCUAUAUCCAGAGAUACUGGAAGACAGAUCACAUGGGUGUCAAAUCGCUGGUGAUAAUGAUGUGGAUACUCGAGACCCUCCAUAUGGUUAUCGAUUGUGACUUCAUAUGGCGGAAGACUAUCGUGGAGUUUGACGAUCCCGACAAAUUGCUGAGGACGACUGCGUCUGACCAGGUGGCCACAAUUACUACGGGGAUUAUCAUUUUUCUCGCUCACAGAUUGAUAUUCCCCGCCUUCAGUCAGUUCGGCGCCCACGUCACGCCCUACUAUGCCACUUCGCAGGUCCUUGCUUCCGUGAAUGAUACUUUCAUCGCUGUCACUAUGUGGUAUCUAUUGAGGCGUCAUAAUAAGAACACCAUGGUACGAAAGACAAGCAACCAGCUUCACAAGAUUAUGACAUACUGUUUGACCACUGGCGUUCUGACUAGUGUAACAGACAUCGUCAUAUUGAUCACGUUCGUUUCCAUGCCCAAUAAUCUUGUCUACCUUGCCAUCUUUGAUUUCGUCAACAAUCUCUACGCCAACGCCUUGCUGGCAAUGCUUAAUGCUAGAGCCUCUUUGAGGGAAUCAGACAACAAUGGUGGAGUCGAUACGCUAAACCUUUCCACUCUUAACUUUUCCGACAGCUAUGCACCUCCCUCCACCAAACGCGGCCCGAUGGAGGUCGGCUGGGAGUCUUCCGGCUCCAGAAGUCAGGCUUGA